Messenger RNA from Arabidopsis lyrata subsp. lyrata, 505 nucleotides. RefSeq names its product B3 domain-containing protein At1g08985. The transcript has a single exon. The record is from RefSeq and is a predicted model, not a curated record. Gene Ontology annotation, molecular function: DNA binding. NCBI's taxonomy places the organism in Eukaryota, Viridiplantae, Streptophyta, Magnoliopsida, Brassicales, Brassicaceae. The coding region runs from base 15 to 320 and encodes 101 amino acids.
UACACUUAAGUAAGAUGAAUCCAAAUAUGAUGCUAGUAAAAAAACUAAAAGACAGCGAUCUUUCCUAUAGUAAUGCUUUGUAUUUACCAAAAGAUUAUGUCGAGAACAUAGUAAGGAGUACGGGAGUGCCGAUACCUCGAAAUGGUAUUCAAGUGGAAAUUUUGGACAAUAACAAUUCUUAUUGGGUAAACCUUAGAGAAAACCAAAAGGGUCCUUAUAUUGGAAAUGGGUGGAAAAAUAUCAAAGAUGCUAGAAGUCUCAAAACAGGUGAUGUAAUCAAAUUAUAUUGGAAAGAUACCAAAUUUAUUUUUAGUAUGUAGGAAUAUUUAUUUCUUAAUCUAGUAAUGCUAUCUCGCAUUUGUUAUUCUUUUUAUUUAUAUAUCUAUUUAACUAAUGUAUUUAUUGAAUAAUGAUAUUUUGUAUGGGCUUUAUGUGUUUCAUAAAUAAAACCAAGGUAGCAUUUCAAUUUAAUAUAUAAACUAUGAUAAUUUAAUAUCUUUCUACA